AUGGCGGCGUCCAUGGAGCUUAACUUGGAGACUAUACCCUCGGACCCCUUGCUAUUGAUUUUGUCAUUUCUUGACUUUAGAGACUUUAUCAGCUGCAGUUAUGUCAGCCGUCGAUUUCAUGAGCUGUGCAACCACAACCCAUUGUGGAAGGGACUUUGUCUGAAAUAUUGGUUUUUGUCUGAGUCAGACAAGGUGGAGAAGGGACAGACGUGGAAAGAUCUCUUCCGGGAAUAUUACGAGGAUAUGGGCCAGUACAUUGAUCACUACAGCACCCUGAAGAAGGCCUGGGAUGACUUGAAGAGAUACCUUAACCAGAAAUGCCCCCAGAUGAUUGACUCCCUGAAAGAGGGAGCGAAGGAGGAGGAACUGAAUGCCAUUGAAGCCCAGAUUGGCUGUAGGCUGCCAAAAGACUACCGUUGUUCCCUGCGAAUACACAACGGCCAGAGGCUCGUGGUCCCAGGGUUGAUGGGCAGCAUGGCCUUGUCCAAUCACUACCGCUCUGAGGACCUGCUGGACAUAGAGACCGCAGCGGGGGGAUUCCAACAACGGAGGGGAAUGAAGCAGUGCCUGCCCCUCACCUUCUGUUUCCACACGGGGCUCAGCCAGUAUAUGGCCCUGACGAGUGUGGAGGGGCGGGUCUGCGGAGAAAUCUUCUACCACUGCCCAGAUCAAUUGGCACAAGAUCCUUCCGCAAUUGACAUGUUCAUUACAGGGUCUAACUUCACAGAGUGGUUUACCUCAUAUGUCCACAACGUGGUAACAGGCGAGUACCCCAUUAUCCGAGACCAGAUCUUCAGGUAUGUCCAUGACAAGGAGUGUGUGGCCACCACUGGAGACAUCAAAGUAUCCGUGUCUACCUCAUUCUUACCAGAGCUCAGCUCUGUGCACCCUCCACACUACUUCUUCACAUACCGAAUCAGGAUUGAGAUGGCAAAGGAUGCCUCUCCAGAGAAUGCCUGUCAGCUGGACAGCAGGUACUGGAAGAUUACCAAUGCUAAUGGUCAUGUAGAGGAAGUGCGGGGCCCUGGUGUUGUAGGGGAGUUCCCAGUGAUGUUGCCAGGAAAGGUGCACGAGUAUGCCAGCUGCACCACCUUCUCCACCACCUCAGAGCACAUGGAGGGACACUAUACCUUCCACCGUCUGAAGAACAAGGAGGAGGUCUUCAGCGUCUCUAUCCCCCGAUUCCGCAUGGUCUGUCCUCCCUUCCGUGAGUCCACAGUGCGGAUGGGCUGUGCAGGUGAUUUCCCACUUAGGGCUGUAGGUGACGACUCUGAUACAGACGAUUAUGACGAGGGUGAGCACUAGGGUAUCAACAUCCCUUUCCCAAAUGGACGCUACACUUGUCACAUCUGACACACUUUUCUAUCACAGGACUUUGCUGUCUAACAAGA
Megalops cyprinoides (Indo-Pacific tarpon) is the source of this 1391-nucleotide messenger RNA. RefSeq names its product F-box protein 3 (gene fbxo3). The record is from RefSeq and is a predicted model, not a curated record. NCBI's taxonomy places the organism in Eukaryota, Metazoa, Chordata, Actinopteri, Elopiformes, Megalopidae. Gene Ontology annotation, molecular function: protein binding. The transcript is spliced from 11 exons. Bases 1 to 1305 code for a protein of 434 amino acids.